AUGUCGCCACUCUUGAGCGAUACUUGCGCAGAUAAGCUAUCCGUCGACGAGCUACUCUCAAAACUCACAGUCGACGAAAAGGUCGCUCUUCUUGCAGGCAAGGACUUUUGGCACACGACACCAUUACCUCACCACGAUAUACCAUCCAUACGCCUCUCCGAUGGACCGAACGGCGUUCGCGGUACAAGAUUCUUCGACAGUGUUGCUUCGUCAUGUCUCCCAUGCGGGACAGCAUUGGGCGCGACAUUCAAUACAGACUUAUUGGCUGAGAUUGGACAGUUACAGGGUCGGGAAGCCAAGGCGAAGGGAGUUGUCUGCGUGCUUGGCCCUACACUCAACAUCCAGAGGGGUCCACUGGGUGGCCGCGGCUUUGAGUCCUUCUCUGAAGAUCCGCUGCUUUCUGGUAUUCUGUCGGGGUACUACACAAGAGGUGUUCAAAAGGAGAACAUCGCAACUACGCUGAAACACUUUGCCUGCAAUGAUAUGGAGCAUGAGCGCAUGGCCGUCAAUGUGAUUAUAACACAGCGCGCGAUGCGGGAGAUUUACUUGUUGCCAUUUAUGCUUGCCAUUAGUAUAGGUGAUCCUCGGGCAAUCAUGACAGCAUACAACAAGGUCAAUGGCGUACAUGUCUCGGAGAGCAAGACACUAUUGCAGAAGAUUUUUCGGGAGGAGUGGAAGUUUGACGGACUCGUCAUGAGCGACUGGUUUGGUACCUAUAGCACAACAGGGUCUGUUCACGCUGGCCUUGACCUGGAAAUGCCUGGCCCAACGCUUUGGAGAGGUCCAGCAUUAUCCCAUGCUAUCAUGGCCAACAAAGUCACUGAAGAACAGCUCGACAACCGCGUGCGCAACAUCCUCAACCUCAUCAAUUACUCGCGCGCCUCCGGUGUGCCUGAGAACGCACCCGAGAAACGAUUGAACCGCCCACAAGACCAGGCACUUCUGCGACGAGCAGCGUCAGAGUCCAUUGUCCUUCUCAAGAACAACGAUAAUGUCUUGCCGUUUGUCAAAUCAAAGACCACUGCGGUCAUUGGACCAAACGCCAAGAUUACCCGUUUUUGUGGAGGCGGCAGCGCGUCGCUUCUUCCAUACUAUAGUGUUUCACCCUACGAUGGCAUCGCGAAGCAAUGUGAGAAAGUGCAUUUUUCACAAGGCGCAAUGGACCACCAGAUGCUACCACAGAUGGGCGAUGUGCUUAGGACUGACAAGGGUCAACGGGGCUUCACUUGGAGGGCCUACAAUGAACCCGCGACAAUCAAGGAUCGAGUUCCGUUGGACGAGCGCGUUCUUACCGAUUCCAAUUGCUUCUUCUUAGACUACGAACACCCUGACCUGGCUCCAGUUUGGUUCUCUCAGGCAGAAGGAAUCUUCACACCUGAGGAGAGUGGCCUCUACGACUUUGGACUCGGAGUGGAAGGCACAGGCAAGCUCUUCAUCAACGAUGCACUCUUGAUCAGCAACAUCGAGGACCAAAAACCAGGCGAGACGCUAUUCGGUUCUGGUACUGUGGAGGAAAAGGGCAGCAUGGAACUAGUUGCGGGCCAAGACUAUAAAGUCCGGGUGGAAUGGGGCUGUUUCAAAACAAGCAAAUUGCCACCUUCUGGUCCCGUCGGUGGUCGGCACGGAGGGUUCAGAUUUGGCGCGUGCAGACGGAUUGACCCUGCUCAAGCCAUUGAAGAAGCCGCGCAAGUAGCCAAGUCUGUGGAUCAGGUCGUUCUGGUCGUGGGUCUGAAUGGUGAGCUGGAGUCCGAGGGCACAGACCGUACUACCAUGGAUAUGAGCGCUCAUACCAACGCUCUUGUCUCUAAGGUGCUUGCGGCAAACGUCAAUACUGCUGUGGUGGUUCAGUCAGGCACACCUGUUGGUAUGCGUUGGAUCGACGACGCUAAAGCUGUCUGCCAUGCUUGGUACGGUGGCAACGAGACGGGAAAUGCUAUCGCAGAUGUGUUAUUUGGUGACGUGAACCCAGCUGGCAAGCUGCCCUUGACGAUACCUCGUCGUCUUCAAGACAACCCUACAUACUUCAACUUCCGUAGCGAGGCAGGACGUGUCCUCUACGGCGAGGACGUAUAUGUAGGAUAUCGGUACUACGAGAAGAUCGAUUGCAAACCUCUGUGUCCUUUCGGUCACGGCCUAUCAUACACCGCCUUCUCGCUCCAGAAUCGCAACGUGCAGGUUGAUGAUGCUUGCAAAGUUACGAUUGAUAUGGAUACGGUCCUUUCUACAAGCUACUGGCAUGAGGGUCGUGAUAAAUGGUGUAGCGAGAGGGGUGAGUAUAGGGUAUUGGUUGGUACGAGCAGUGCGGAUACGCCAUUGGUGGCGACAUUCGCGGUAGACAAAACAAGAUAUUGGACCGGUCUCGCACCCUAA
Fusarium odoratissimum NRRL 54006 is the source of this 2370-nucleotide messenger RNA. Its product is annotated as beta-glucosidase. Lineage: Eukaryota; Fungi; Ascomycota; Sordariomycetes; Hypocreales; Nectriaceae. The record is from RefSeq and is a predicted model, not a curated record. Gene Ontology annotation, biological process: glucan catabolic process. Bases 1 to 2370 code for a protein of 789 amino acids. The transcript is spliced from 4 exons. Gene Ontology annotation, molecular function: beta-glucosidase activity.